AUGGCAACUCCACCACCAGUAAUAAUCGUCGGCUCCGGCCUAGCCGCGCUCUCCGCCGCCAGCACCCUGAUAUCACACCGCAUCCCGGUGCAGAUGCUCGACCGCGCCCCCAAACCAGGCGGCAACUCCAUCAAAGCCUCCUCAGGAAUUAACGGCGCCGGAACAAGGUUCCAAGGCAACGACGACAAUGCCGAUGUCUUCUUCCAAGACACAAUCAAGUCCGCUGGCGACGCAUUGACAGAAGCAAGUAGCGACGAGCGCGCCCGGCGGGAGAAGCUUAUUUCCACCCUUGCGUCUCGCUCUGCAGACGCAGUGCACUGGCUCGUUGAUGAGAAGGGGGUUGAUCUCAGUCGAGUCGCGCAAUUGGGUGGUCAUAGCUUCCCGCGGACGCAUCGGGGGGCGGGGCGGGACCCGCCCGGUUUUUCGAUUGUGGGGGCGUUGCUUAAGGAGUUGAAAGGGGAGGAGUUGUUUAGCCUGCGGAGCGGGGCUAGAGUUACGCGGGUGGUAAAGGAGGGGGAGUGCGUUAAGGGGGUGGAGUAUGUUACUGUUGAGGGUGGAGGUGGACAGCAAGGGAAGGAACAGACGGAGAAGCACACGCUCAGCGGACCGGUGAUUUUUGCUACGGGUGGGUUUGCGGGUGAUUCUAGGGGUAUGCUGGCGCGGUAUCGGCCUGAUCUGGCUAACUACCCGUCGACCAAUGAGGCGAGGGAGGGGACGCAGCCGAUUCUCGAAGAGGUGGGUGCGUCGGUGGUGGAUAUGGACUGCGUGCAGGUUCAUCCGACUGGGUUCGUGGAUCCCAAGGAUCCGGCUGCGUUGGUCAAGAUCCUAGCGGCGGAGAUGCUCCGCGGCGAGGGUGGAAUCCUGCUUAAUGGCGAUGGAAGCCGGUUCGUGAAUGAGCUGGAGACCCGUCAACAUGUUGUUGACGCGAUUGUGAAGUCGACCUGUCGGACGGAGACAACUACGCGCCAGUGGGAUGUGACGCUUGUACUUGAUGAGAGCGCCGCGGCGGCCGCGGGCUCGCAUAUGGACUUUUACGUCUGGAAGGGACUCAUGAAGAAGAUGACAGUCGGAGAGCUCGGAUUGACGGCGGUCAAGACCCUCCAGGAGUAUGGGGAUGUUGUGUCCGGCCAGAAAAAGGAUCCAUUCGGCCGUAAAUCAUUUGGUCACUGGAAAUUGACUGAAGUAAUGCCAGAGUACGAGGUGUAUGCUGGACAGGUCACGCCUGUCAUUCAUUUUACGAUGGGGGGAGUGGUCAUUGAUGAGCAUAGCAGGGUGAUAGGUGCAGAAGGGACCCCAAUAGAAGGGCUUUGGGCUGCAGGGGAGGUGACCGGCGGCGUCCAUGGCCAGAACCGCCUGGGAGGGUCGUCUUUGCUGGAGUGCGUGGUCUUUGGACGUAUAGCAGGGAAUGAGGCGGCAGCGUGGCACAAGGAACACUAUUCCGAGAGUUCCUCUGUUGCCUGA
Messenger RNA from Aspergillus pseudoviridinutans, 1461 nucleotides. It is a transcript of the gene frdA, whose product is annotated as putative FAD dependent oxidoreductase. Gene Ontology annotation, molecular function: oxidoreductase activity; FMN binding. The transcript has a single exon. Lineage: Eukaryota; Fungi; Ascomycota; Eurotiomycetes; Eurotiales; Aspergillaceae. Bases 1 to 1461 code for a protein of 486 amino acids. The record is from RefSeq and is a predicted model, not a curated record.